Oreochromis niloticus (Nile tilapia) is the source of this 4474-nucleotide messenger RNA. RefSeq names its product retrovirus-related Pol polyprotein from transposon 412. Gene Ontology annotation, biological process: DNA integration. The record is from RefSeq and is a predicted model, not a curated record. Gene Ontology annotation, molecular function: nucleic acid binding. Bases 28 to 4077 code for a protein of 1349 amino acids. The transcript has a single exon. NCBI's taxonomy places the organism in Eukaryota, Metazoa, Chordata, Actinopteri, Cichliformes, Cichlidae.
GGCAGGUUAAUUUCAUCGUGUCCAAAGAUGGAUGUGCUGAUUAGUGGGGUGACUGUCCCUUGUUUGGUGGAUACUGGUUCCAUGGUUUCCACCAUUACAGAGAGCUUCUUUUUGAUGCAUUUUGCCCCUUGGGGACAAGAACGCCUUCAGUCAUGCCAUUGGUUACAGCUUCGGGCUGCCAAUGGGCUUGCCAUUCCUUACAUUGGCUAUUUGGAGCUCAGUGUACUCCUGUGUGGCAAGGAAAUGCCCUCUUGUGGGAUCCUCAUAGUGAAGGACCCUCCUGGUGCCAUGCCCUCUGUUCCUGGUAUUUUAGGAAUGAAUGUCAUCCGUCGCUGUUAUCAAGAGCUGUUUGGGGCUUUCGGUGGCUCCUUGUUUAAUUCUCCUUCUGUGUCACAGGCACCGAGACCAGUUUUGGAGGCCUUACAUCAGUGUCACCAGUCUGCAGCCCAAGCCCCAGAGGACCGUGUUGGUACCGUCAAGGUACAGGGCCCGCGGGCCGUGCGGAUACCUGGUGGUGUCAUGCAGCUGGUGGCCACCACUUGUUCACAGCAGUUGUCAGGCCAGUCUGUGCUUUUCGAGCCUCCUGAGUCCGGGCUGCCAGUUGGGUUGCUGGCCUCUCCAUGUUUGGUCCAGGUGGAUAAGGGUGUUGCCUAUAUCCCAGUCACUAAUGUGGGAACAGCUGAAGCGGUCCUCCACCCACGGACCCAUUUAGGAGUGAUCAGCCAAGCUACUGUUGUUAGCCUCCCUGCUGGUGUUAGUGAGGAACACUCUUUUCCCGCCACAGUUUCCUCCCAUCCAACCAGCAGCCCUGCUCAAGACAUGGUGGAUGCGAUUGACCUGUCUGCUCUCACUGAGUCAGAGCAACAUGAGGUACGGUUACUUUUGCAGAAGUACCGCUCUGUUUUCUCCACUCAUGAGGGAGACUUGGGCUGCACGAACCUUAUCUCGCACGAUAUACCUCUGCUUGAUGACGUACCCGUCCGGCAGAGGUAUAGGCGGAUUCCUCCUUCUGAUUAUGAGGCCGUCAGGGCCCAUAUCAAUCAGCUAUUGGAGGCCCAGGUAAUCAGGGAGAGUAGCAGUCCGUAUGCCUCCCCCAUUGUGUUGGUCCGCAAGAAGGAUGGAAGUCUCCGUUUGUGCGUUGACUAUCGUUUGCUGAAUAGCAAAACGAGGAAGGACGCCUUCCCGCUACCUCGUAUUGAGGAGAGUCUGGAUGCCCUUGCUGGCGCACGCUGGUUCUCUACCAUCGAUCUGGCCAGUGGGUAUAACCAGGUGCCAGUUUCUGAGCAGGAUAAGCCUAAGACCGCUUUUUGCACGCCGUUUGGCUUGUUCGAAUGGAAUCGAAUGCCAUUCGGGCUGUGCAAUGCUCCUGGUACCUUUCAGCGCCUAAUGCAGCGGAUGUUCGGGGAUCAGCAGUGUCAGUCGCUACUGCUGUACCUGGACGACAUCAUUGUGUUUUCCUCGUCCGUUUCUCAGCAUCUGCAACGGCUAGAGAUGGUGAUGAAAAGGCUGCAGCAAGAGGGGCUUAAGGCUAAGUUAGAAAAGUGUACCUUUUUCCAGCCAAAGGUCAACUACUUGGGUCAUGUCAUCUCGUGUGAGGGCGUCUCCACCGAUCCAGCCAAGGUUGACGCAGUAGCCAAGUGGCAGUGUCCUCGUUCCGUGUCAGAGUUGCGAUCCUUUUUGGGUUUCGCCAGCUAUUAUCGGCGCUUUGUGGAGGGGUUUGCCACAUUGGCGGCUCCCCUGCAUCAAGUGGUGGCUAAAUUGGCUGGCACCAAGACAAAGAAGGGCUCGGGACAGAGUUUGAGUGCUAUCUGGACACCUCAGUGUGAGGAGAGUUUUGAGGCCCUGAAAGCCAAACUUGUGUCUGCCCCUGUGCUGGCGUAUGCUGAUUUCACACGUCCAUUCAUAUUGGAGAUUGACGCCAGUCACAGUGGCUUGGGUGCAGUCCUCUCCCAAGAAGUAGAGGGUGUUGUCCGGCCAGUGGCUUAUGCCAGUCGAGGUCUCCGGCCCCAUGAGCGCAAUAUGGACAAUUACAGCUCUAUGAAGCUGGAGUUUCUUGCGCUCAAGUGGGCCAUGGCCGAGAAGUUUCGGGAGUACUUGCUGGGGCACAAGUGUGUGGUUUACACUGAUAACAAUCCACUCAGUUACCUCUCUUCAGCUAAGCUGGGUGCCACCGAGCAGAGGUGGGCCUCCCAGCUGGCGGCAUUCGAUUUUGAGAUUAAGUAUCGCUCAGGCCGCAGUAAUAGGAAUGCUGAUGCGCUCUCCCGACAGUAUGAGACGAGCGCUAGCCUGGUCGAGGGCGUGUCGCUUGGGACUCCCAUCCCGGCCUCGCUUCAGCAGGCUCAUUGUCCAGAGGUACGGCCAGCCGUUACUCAGUUAAAGAUUGGGGCUUUCCCGUCUCAUUCUCCGGGGGAUAUCCGUGCUUUGCAGGAGGCUGACCCCCUCCUGAAAGGGUUCCUGGUAUACUGGAGGAGGCAGUCCCCGCUCUCUUCGGAGGAAAGGAGUCAGCUCCCCAAACCAGUCAUGGUUCUGCUGCGUCAGUGGGAUCGUCUGGUGGAGAAGGAUGGCAUCCUUUAUCGCCGUAUUUUGCGUCCGGGUGGAGGUGAGGAAGCCCUCCAACUUGUUCUUCCAGAGGCUCUGAAGCCUGGGACCUUGAGGCAGCUGCACCAGGACCAUGGGCACCAAGGUAUUGAGCGUACCACUGAACUGGUCAGGCAGCGUUGCUAUUGGCCCGGGAUGUCCUCUGACAUCAAACAAUGGGUUCAGCGUUGUGAACGCUGUCAGGUCGCGAAGGACUCAGAGUUGGGGCCUCAUAGUUAUAUGGGCCACCUGUUGGCAUCCAGGCCAAAUGAAAUUCUGGCCAUAGAUUUCACACUGUUGGAACCUUCUCGUAGUGGAGUCGAAAACGUCCUGGUCAUGACUGACGUUUUCAGCAAAUACACUGUCGCAGUCCCUACCCGGGACCAGCGGGCCUCUACUGUGGCCCAGGUCCUAUUGACGGAGUGGUUUUUUAAGUUUGGCGUUCCUAGCCGCCUCCACUCUGACCAGGGUAGAAAUUUUGAGAGUCUGGUGAUGCAACAGUUAUGUGAGUUGUAUCGGGUAGCUAAGUCCCGUACAACCCCCUACCACCCAGCGGGUAAUGGGCAGUGUGAACGGUUUAACCGAACCCUCCAUAACCUCCUUCGGACCCUGCCAUCAUCGCGGAAACGCGACUGGGCUGCAUGCUUACCACACGUGCUCUUUUGCUAUAAUAGCACGCCCCAUCAGGGCACUGGAGAGUCGCCCUUUUUCCUGAUGUUUGGCAGGGAUCCUAGGCUGCCUAUUGAUUUCCUUCUAGGCCGGGUUCAGGACCCAGUGCCUGGAGAGGUUCAGGACUGGGUGGCCGAGCAUCAAGCCAGGUUAAUGGUGGCUUUUGAGGGAGCUCGGGCACGGUUGUCGCUGGCUGCUGACCGUCGCAAGGAGCGCCAUGACCAGAGAGUCCACCCUGUUCCUUUAAAGGUCGGUCAGCUGGUGUAUCUUCGAGAUCACAGCGCCCGGGGCCGGCACAAGAUCCAGGACCUAUGGAGCUCUGUGGUCUAUCAGGUGUUGAGGGCACCCCAAGAGAAUGGGGCUGUUUACACCAUUGCCCCCGUGGGAGACUUGGAGAAGGUUCGACAUGUCCAUCGCGACAUGUUGAAGGCACAGGUCAGCCCAGGACCUCCUGCACCUGGUCCACAGGCUCCACCCCCGCCUGUGCCUGCUGACUCGGAGCGGACCUCUCUGAGUGAUGAUGAGUUGUGGCUCCUUGUCCCUGAGGUACCUUCACAACCUGUGGCACCUGUGGCGUCAUCUUCUGAUGCCUCUAGAGUUCCAUCGGUGGAGCUCAGGUCUACUCCCAGUGUGAUUGUAGCACCCUCGACCUCUGCUCCCCCAGGUUCUUCCUCAGGCUCUGUUGAACAGUCUGAGGUGAGUGGGCCACGCUUGCGGAGAACGGCACGUUCAACAGCUGGUCAGCACUCCAAUGUACAUCACUUGCCACGUCCUGUUGAAUCUGCACCAGUCGCUAAUGCUCAGCUUGCCGUAUUCAGGCCAUGGUGUUAGGUUUCUUGAGUUAUUGUCGGGGCGCCAAUACAAAAAGGGGGGGUAGAUGUAGCCGGAUGGGCUACUCGCCUUUCUUUUCUCUCUCUCGCUCGCCCGCUCUACUGCUCUCGCUCUCUCCUGCGCUCGCUCUCACUGCAAAACUAGGUCAAUUGGGAACCCACCUGCAUGUUGAUUGCAGGCUGGCAUCAGGUAUAAAGCAAAGCCUGUGCUUCUCUGAACUAUUCCUCCCAUGCAUUCAGCACAAAGCAGUAGUAAAUGCUGGCACUCUGCGACGGACUGAUCGGCAAGAGUAGAUCAUAUGACAGCCACAGCGCGGCAGGUUGUUUUGUUCCGGCGUUGCGGAGAGAGGUGCUUGUGUGAUCCUCCACCAGUGAGAGUAUAGCGCCUCCGGUCCUGG